This is a messenger RNA of Debaryomyces tyrocola, 389 nucleotides long. NCBI's taxonomy places the organism in Eukaryota, Fungi, Ascomycota, Pichiomycetes, Serinales, Debaryomycetaceae. The record is from the annotation of a GenBank genome assembly.
AUGUUCAUUACUAACGAACACGUCGGAGAUCGUUCUAGAUUAGAAGAUUGGAGAGGUAUGUAUUAGAAACUAAAACGGCAGAAUGGGGAUAGCUAUCUGCUUUUGUACCCGCAUAUAUCUAAAACCACAACUAUAAUAGAAAAUCAUUAUGAAUUCUGAAUGACAUACUAACUUAAUGCUAUAGUCCGCGGUUACGACCCAUUGACUCCUCCUGAUUUAUUACAACAUGAACUACCAUUGCCUCAAAAAUCACAAGACACCAUCUUAAAAGGUAGAGAGGCUGCUUGUGAUAUAUUGAAUGGGAAGGAUGAUCGUUUGAUUAUUGUCAUUGGUCCUUGCUCAAUCCAUGAUCCUAAAGCUGCACUUGAGUAUGCUGGAAAAUUGUAUGA